Molecule: messenger RNA, 6919 nt
Organism: Archocentrus centrarchus (flier cichlid)
Lineage: Eukaryota; Metazoa; Chordata; Actinopteri; Cichliformes; Cichlidae
Exons: 68
Coding region: 94-6636 (2180 amino acids)
Source: RefSeq, a predicted model, not a curated record
AGCUGUCCAGCACCUUCUCACUGGAAGGCUGAAGCUACCAGCUGGUGCUGAAAGGAAAGAAGAUAUUAUGGCAAAGUGAUAGUAAAUAUCACCAUGAAGCUGCUGACUGUGUCUGCACUUCUUUGUGCAAUAGUGGCUCUGACCACUGUUGCUGAAGAAGGGAGCAGUGCUGUGGGAAAGGGAUCAACUCAACCAGGAGAGGUUAAUGUUGAGAAAAGAGCCAUAUGUUAUUGGCGCAGGAGGGUUGGUCGGAUUAGAUAUGGCAACCGAUACUACAACUACUCUCCUCGUCGCCGGACUUGGGCUCGAACAAGGUUGGUGAAAUUCCAUUGGCGCAGGCGGGUGAGUGGGAUUAGAUAUGGCAAACGGUACAACCGCUACUCUACUAAUCUCCGGACUUGGGCUCGAGCAAGGCAGGUGGGUUUGAUUAGAUAUGGCAACCGAUACUACCGCUACUGUCCCUGUUGCCGGACGUGGACUCGGGUUCGAGCAAGGUUGGUGAAAUCCCAUUGGGGCAGGCGUGUGGGUUGGAUUAGAUAUGGCAACCGAUACUACCGCUACUCUCCCCGUCGCCAGACUUGGGCUCGAGCAAGGUUUGGGAAAUCCCAUUGGCGCAGGCAUGUGGGUUGGACUAGAUAUGGCAACCGAUACUACCGCUACUCUCCCCAUCGCCGGACUUGGGUUCGGGGAAGGUUGGGGAAAUCCCAUUGGCGCAGGCGUGUGGGUUGGAUUAGAUAUGGCAACCGAUACUACCGCUACUCUCCCCAUCGCCGGACUUGGGUUCGGGGAAGGUUGGUGAAAUCCCAUUGGCGCAGGCGGGUGGGUUGGAUUAGAUAUGGCAACCGAUACUACCGCUACUCUCCCCAUCGCCGGAUUCGGGCUCGGGCAAGGUUGGUGAAAUCCCAUUGGCCCAGGUGGGUGGGUUGGAUUAGAUAUGGCAACCGAUACUACCGCUACUCUCCCCGUCGCCGGACUUGGGUUCGGGGAAGGUUGGUGAAAUCACAUCGGCGCAGGCGGGUGGGUUGGAUUAGAUAUGGCAACCGAUACUACCGCUACUCUCCCCAUCGCCGGACUUGGGCUCGGGCAAGGUUGGAGAAAUCCCAUUGGCGCAGAGGGGUGGGUUGGAUCAGAUAUGGCAACCGAUACUACCGCUACUCUCCUCGUCGCCGGACUUGGGCUCGAGCAAGGUUGGGGAAAUCCCAUUGGCCCAGGCGGGUGGGUUGGAUUAGAUAUGGCAACCGAUACUACCGCUACUCUCCCCGUCGCCGGACUUUGGUUCGAGGAAGGUUGGUGAAAUCGCAUCGGCGCAGGGGGGUGGGUUGGAUUAGAUAUGGCAACCGAUACUACCGCUACUCUCCCCAUCGCCGGAUUCGGGCUCGGGCAAGGUUGGUGAAAUCCCAUUGGCCCAGGCGGGUGGGUUGGAUUAGAUAUGGCAACCGAUACUACCGCUACUCUCCCCGUCGCCGGAUUCGGGCUCGGGCAAGGUUGGGGAAAUCCCAUUGGCGCAGACGGGUGGGUUGGAUUAGAUAUGGCAACCGAUACUACCGCUACUCUCCCCGUCGCCGGACUUGGGUUCGGGGAAGGCGUGUGGGUUGGAUUAGAUAUGGCAACCGAUAUUACCGCUACUCUCCUCGUCGCCGGACUUGGGCUCGAGGAAGGUUGGUGAAAUCCCAUUGGCGAAAGCGGGUGGGUUGGAUUAGAUAUGGCAACCGAUACUACCGCUACUCUCCCCAUCGCUGGAUUCAGGCUCGGGCAAGGUUGGUGAAAUCCCAUUGGCCCAGGUGGGUGGGUUGGAUUAGAUAUGGCAACCGAUACUACCGCUACUCUCCCCGUCGCCGGACUUGGGUUCGGGGAAGGUUGGUGAAAUCCCAUUGGUGCAGGCGUGUGGGUUGGAUUAGAUAUGGCAACCGGUAUUACCGCUACUCUCCUCGUCGCAGGACUUGGGCUCGAGGAAGGUUGGUGAAAUCCCAUUGGCGCAAGCGGGUGGGUUGGAUUCGAUAUGGCAACCGAUACUACCGCUACUCUCCCCAUCGCCAGAUUCGGGCUCGGGCAAGGUUGGGGAAAUCCCAUUGGCCCAGGCGGGUGGGUUGGAUUAGAUAUGGCAACCGAUACUACCGCUACUCUCCCCGUCGCCGGACUUGGGUUCGGGGAAGGUUGGUGAAAUCGCAUUGGCGCAGGGGGGUGGGUUGGAUUAGAUAUGGCAACCGAUACUACCGCUACUCUCCCCAUCGCCGGAUUCGGGCUCGGGCAAGGUUGGUGAAAUCCCAUUGGCGCAGAGGGGUGGGUUGGAUUAGAUAUGGCAACCGAUACUACCGCUACUCUCCCCGUCGCCGGACUUGGGUUCGGGGAAGGUUGGUGAAAUCCCAUUGGUGCAGGCGUGUGGGUUGGAUUAGAUAUGGCAACCGGUAUUACCGCUACUCUCCUCGUCGCCGGACUUGGGCUCGAGGAAGGUUGGUGAAAUCCCAUUGGCGCAAGCGGGUGGGUUGGAUUAGAUAUGGCAACCGAUACUACCGCUACUCUCCCCAUCGCCAGAUUUGGGCUCGGGCAAGGUUGGGGAAAUCCCAUUGGCCCAGGCGGGUGGGUUGGAUUAGAUAUGGCAACCGAUACUACCGCUACUCUCCCCGUCGCCGGACUUGGGUUCGGGGAAGGUUGGUGAAAUCGCAUCGGCGCAGCGGGGUGGGUUGGAUUAGAUAUGGCAACCGAUACUACCGCUACUCUCCCCAUCGCCGGACUUGGGCUCGGGCAAGGUUGGGGAAAUCCCAUUGGCGCAGAGGGGUGGGUUGGAUUAGAUAUGGCAACCGAUACUACCGCUACUCUCGUCGUCGCCGGACUUGGGCUCGAGCAAGGUUGGGGAAAUCCCAUUGGUGCAGGCGGGUGGGUUGGAUUAGAUAUGGCAAUCGAUACUACCGCUACUCUCCCCAUCGCCGGAUUCGGGCUCGGGCAAGGCUGAGGAAAUCCCAUUGGCGCAGGCGGGUCGGUUGGAUUAGAUAUGGCAACCGAUACUACCGCUACUCACCCCGUCGCCGGAUUCGGGCUCGGGCAAGGUUGGUGAAAUCCCAUUGGCGCAGGGGGGUGGGUUGGAUUAGAUAUGGCAACCGAUACUACCGCUACUCUCCCCGUCGCCGGACUUGGGUUCGGGGAAGGUUGGUGAAAUCCCAUUGGCGCAAGCGGGUGGGUUGGAUUAGAUAUGGCAACCGAUACUACCGCUACUCUCCCCAUCGCCAGAUUCGGGCUCGGGCAAGGUUGGGGAAAUCCCAUUGGCCCAGGCGGGUGGGUUGGAUUAGAUAUGGCAACCGAUACUACCGCUACUCUCCCCGUCGCCGGACUUGGGUUCGGGGAAGGUUGGUGAAAUCCCAUUGGCGCAAGCGGGUGGGUUGGAUUAGAUAUGGCAACCGAUACUACCGCUACUCUCCCCAUCGCCGGAUUCGGGCUCGAGCAAGGCUGGGGAAAUCCCAUUGGCCCAGGCGGGUGGGUUGGAUUAGAUAUGGCAACCGAUACUACCGCUACUCUCCCCGUCGCCGGACUUGGGUUCGGGGAAGGUUGGUGAAAUCCCAUUGGCGCAAGCGGGUGGGUUGGAUUAGAUAUGGCAACCGAUACUACCGCUACUCUCCCCAUCGCCGGAUUCGGGCUCGGGCAAGGUUGGGGAAAUCCCAUUGGCCCAGGUGGGUGGGUUGGAUUAGAUAUGGCAACCGAUACUACCGCUACUCUCCCCAUCGCCGGAUUCGGGCUCGGGCAAGGUUGGUGAAAUCGCAUCGGCGCAGCGGGGUGGGUUGGAUUAGAUAUGGCAACCGAUACUACCGCUACUCUCCCCAUCGCCGGACUUGGGCUCGGGCAAGGUUGGGGAAAUCCCAUUGGCGCAGAGGGGUGGGUUGGAUUAGAUAUGGCAACCGAUACUACCGCUACUCUCGUCGUCGCCGGACUUGGGCUCGAGCAAGGUUGGGGAAAUCCCAUUGGUGCAGGCGGGUGGGUUGGAUUAGAUAUGGCAAUCGAUACUACCGCUACUCUCCCCAUCGCCGGAUUCGGGCUCGGGCAAGGCUGAGGAAAUCCCAUUGGCGCAGGCGGGUCGGUUGGAUUAGAUAUGGCAACCGAUACUACCGCUACUCACCCCGUCGCCGGACUUGGGUUCGGGGAAGGUUGGUGAAAUCGCAUCGGCGCAGGGGGGUGGGUUGGAUUAGAUAUGGAAACCGAUACUACCGCUACUCUCCCCAUCGCCGGAUUCGGGCUCAGGCAAGGAUGGUGAAAACCCAUUGGCGCAGAGGGGUGGGUUGGAUUAGAUAUGGCAACCGAUACUACCGCUACUCUCCCCGUCGCCGGACUUGGGUUCGGGGAAGGUUGGUGAAAUCCCAUUGGUGCAGGCGUGUGGGUUGGAUUAGAUAUGGCAACCGGUAUUACCGCUACUCUCCUCGUUGCCGGACUUGGGUUCGGGGAAGGUUGGGGAAAUCCCAUUGGCGCAAGCGGGUGGGUUGGAUUAGAUAUGGCAACCGAUACUACCGCUACUCUCCCCAUCGCCGGAUUCGGGCUCGGGCAAGGUUGGGGAAAUCCCAUUGGCCCAGGCGGGUGGGUUGGAUUAGAUAUGGCAACCGAUACUACCGCUACUCUCCCCAUCGCCGGACUUGGGUUCGGGGAAGGUUGGUGAAAUCCCAUUGGUGCAGGCGUGUGGGUUGGAUUAGAUAUGGCAACCGGUAUUACCGCUACUCUCCUCGUCGCCGGACUUUGGUUCGGGGAAGGUUGGGGAAAUCCCAUUGGCCCAGGCGGGUGGGUUGGAUUAGAUAUGGCAACCGAUACUACCGCUACUCUCCCCGUCGCCGGACUUGGGUUCGGGGAAGGUUGGUGAAAUCCCAUUGGCGCAAGCGGGUGGGUUGGAUUAGAUAUGGCAACCGAUACUACCGCUACUCUCCCCAUCGCCGGAUUCGGGCUCGGGCAAGGCUGAGGAAAUCCCAUUGGCGCAGGCGGGUCGGUUGGAUUAGAUAUGGCAACCGAUACUACCGCUACUCACCCCGUCGCCGGACUUGGGUUCGGGGAAGGUUGGUGAAAUCGCAUCGGCGCAGGGGGGUGGGUUGGAUUAGAUAUGGAAACCGAUACUACCGCUACUCUCCCCAUCGCCGGAUUCGGGCUCGGGCAAGGAUGGUGAAAUCCCAUUGGCGCAGAGGGGUGGGUUGGAUUAGAUAUGGCAACCGAUACUACCGCUACUCUCCCCGUCGCCGGACUUGGGUUCGGGGAAGGUUGGUGAAAUCCCAUUGGUGCAGGCGUGUGGGUUGGAUUAGAUAUGGCAACCGGUAUUACCGCUACUCUCCUCGUCGCCGGACUUGGGCUCGAGGAAGGUUGGUGAAAUCCCAUUGGCGCAAGCGGGUGGGUUGGAUUAGAUAUGGCAACCGAUACUACCGCUACUCUCCCCAUCGCCGGAUUCGGGCUCGGGCAAGGUUGGUGAAAUCCCAUUGGCCCAGGCGGGUGGGUUGGAUUAGAUAUGGCAACCGAUACUACCGCUACUCUCCCCGUCGCCGGACUUGGGUUCGGGGAAGGUUGGUGAAAUCCCAUUGGCGCAAGCGGGUGGGUUGGAUUAGAUAUGGCAACCGAUACUACCGCUACUCUCCCCAUCGCCGGAUUCGGGCUCGGGCAAGGUUGGUGAAAUCGCAUCGGCGCAGCGGGGUGGGUUGGAUUAGAUAUGGCAACCGAUACUACCGCUACUCUCCCCAUCGCCGGACUUGGGCUCGGGCAAGGUUGGUGAAAUCCCAUUGGCGCAGGCGGGUGGGUUGGAUUAGAUAUGGCAACCGAUACUACCGCUACUCUCCCCAUCGCCGGAUUCGGGCUCGGGCAAGGCUGAGGAAAUCCCAUUGGCGCAGGCGGGUUGGUUGGAUUAGAUAUGGCAACCGAUACUACCGCUACUCUCCCCGUCGCCGGACUUGGGUUCGGGGAAGAUCUAGGUUGAUGAAAUCCCAUAGGCGCAGACGGGUGGGUUGGAUUAGAUAUGGUAACCGAUACUAUCGCUACUCUCCCCGUCGCCGGACUUGGGCUCGGGCAAGGUUGGGGAAAUCCAAAUCGCGUAGGCGUGUGGGUUGGAUUAGAUAUGGCAACCGAUACUACCGCUACUCUCCCCGGCGCCGGACCAGUGCUCCGGCAAGGUUGGUGAAAUCCCAUUGGCACAGGCCAGUGGGUCUGAUUAGAUAUGGCAACCGAUACAACCGCUACUCUACCUAUCGACGGACUUCGGCUCGUGCCAGGUUGGUGAAAUCCCAUUGGCACAAGCGGGUGGGGUGGACUAGAUAUGGCAACCGAUACUACCGCUACUUUCCCUAUCGCUGGACUUGGGCUCAGGCUCAGAGAUUCUGUCAGUCCAAGAAUGCAAACCUGGCAUCUGUGCGCAAUCUCGGAGAGUAUCGUGCAAUUCAGAGGGUCAUAUAUCGUGUCACCCAUAGGUUUGUCCCUACAUGGAUCGGAGGCUCUGAUGCUCAACAGGAGCGUUUUUGGUUUUGGAUUGAUGGAACUCCUUUCAGAUUUACAUACUGGUGUCCUGCAGAGCCGAACAAUGCUGGGAGCAGAGAGCACUGCCUACACAUGAAUUGGACAGGAUGCAGGUGUAUAAAUGAUGCACCCUGUUACAACCAAUACCCAUUUGUAUGUGUCUUGAAAAGUGGAUGAUUCCUGGUCUGACACGAAGGCAUGGUACACCAGUAAAAGACGUGAAAUAAUCUCAUAUAAUCUGAAGAAUCUGUUUCUCAUUUUACAUCUUUACCUUUUUUCUUUCGCUGUAACGCUACAUAAGGAAUGAGGCGACAAGUGACUCAAACUGGAGUUGGAUUGACUCUUUUAACAGGAGCAAAUUGAAUGUGAUGGAAAGAAUGCUUUAAGCAUCACUUUAUUUCCCCAAAUGUACUGUUUUUGUCAUCUUCUGCAUCAUUAAAAUCUUAAGCAUUGACUGAAA